AUGCGAGCACCUGUAAAAGCGGAACACCUGUCAAAAUGUGCAGCAUGUGACUUUGUGCGAUACUGUAGCAAAGACUGCCAGCGAUUGGCAUGGAAGAUACAUAGGCCAGAGUGCAGACGGCUGAAAGCGGUGUUUCCAAAUCUCCCACUUACCGAAGUUCUGUUUCUCUCGAAAAUUAUCGAUCGUGUGGUUUUCCUGGCGAUGUAUGGGGACAAAUUCAAUUGGGAACGAGAGAGAAAAUUCUCUUCACUAGUGGACCACAAAAAGGACAUUAGGUAUGCACUAAUACUUCUCUUCCAACCCAUUUCUUCGCACGGUUUCACAGCAGGACUGCACUUCUAUUAUCACUUGUUCAAAAAAAGGAUUUUGGAGGAAAGUCCAACUUAUCCCUAUAAUUUUGACCUAAUUUACCAUCCAACUGCUUUUUUACCAAUCCCGAGGAAUGUGUUACCCAUAUCAGCAUCUGGCUGCUAUUUACGCUGAAA
This is a messenger RNA of Strongylus vulgaris, 485 nucleotides long. Lineage: Eukaryota; Metazoa; Nematoda; Chromadorea; Rhabditida; Strongylidae. The record is from the annotation of a GenBank genome assembly.